AUGAUGGGGAUCUUUUUGGCGUCUGUUGGAUUUGUUUUCUUUUCUGUUUUAUAUGUGCAACAAGGGCUUUCUUCUCAAGCAAAAUUUACCGAGUUUCCGCGGAACGUGACGGCGACCGAGGGGCAGAAUGUGGAGAUGUCCUGCGCCUUCCAGAGCGGCUCCGCUUCGGUGUACCUGGAAAUCCAGUGGUGGUUCCUGCGGGGACCCGAGGACCUGGAGCCCGGGGCCGAGGUGGCUGGCGCUCAGGUGGAGCUCUUACCCGACAGAGACCCGGACAACGACGGGACCAAGAUCAGCACAGUGAAAGUCCAAGGCAAUGACAUCUCCCACAAGCUUCAGAUUUCCAAAGUGAGGAAAAAGGAUGAAGGCUUGUACGAGUGCAGGGUGACCGACGCCAAUUACGGCGAGCUGCAAGAGCACAAGGCCCAGGCCUACCUGAAGGUCAGCGCCAGCAGCCACGCGCGGAGGAUGCAGGCCUUCGAGGCCUCGCCCAUGUGGCUGCAGGACGCCAAGCCGCGCAGGAACGCCUCGGCCGCGGCUGCGGGCGCCGUGCACAGCCCGGCCGGACAGCGGACGCACCCCACCUCCAGCCCGCGGGCGGCCGCCGAAGUCCCCAGACAGAGUCCACACUCAGCAAAGAGCAAAUCGCCUGUAAAAUCUACGGAGCGGACAGCAAAGUUGACCCUAAACUCCAAGCACCACUCUGCACCCACUGUACUCUAG
This is a messenger RNA of Cynocephalus volans (Philippine flying lemur), 723 nucleotides long. RefSeq names its product V-set and transmembrane domain containing 2A (gene VSTM2A). Gene Ontology annotation, cellular component: membrane. The transcript is spliced from 5 exons. Bases 1 to 723 code for a protein of 240 amino acids. NCBI's taxonomy places the organism in Eukaryota, Metazoa, Chordata, Mammalia, Dermoptera, Cynocephalidae. The record is from RefSeq and is a predicted model, not a curated record.